UCCCGGAAGUAGAUGAGAGCGGCGUUGCCAUGGCGGCGUCUCUGGGGCAGGUGCUGGCUCUGGUGCUCGUGGCCGCUUUGUGGGGUGGCACGCAGCCGCUGCUGAAGCGGGCCUCCGCCGGCCUUCAGCAGGUUCAUGAGCGGACCUGGGUCCGGCAGUUGCUGCAGGAGAUGAAGACCCUUUUCUUGAAUUUUGAGUACCUGGUGCCCUUUCUCCUCAACCAGUGUGGCUCCCUUCUCUACUACUUCACCCUGGCAUCAACAGAUCUGACCCUAGCUGUGCCCAUCUGUAACUCUCUGGCCAUUGUCUUCACGCUGAUUGUUGGGAAGGUCCUUGGAGAAGAUAUUGGUGGAAAAGGAGCAGUCGCUGGCAUGGUGCUCACCAUGACAGGAAUUGCACUUUGUAUCACAAGCUCAGUGAACAAGACCCAGAGGCCACCAUCUACCUUUUGAGUGGACCAACCCCAGCUUCCAGCUCUGCUAUCUCCAGGAAACCCCUGGGCCAAGGUGCAGGCAAUGAGCAGAUGGACCAAGAACUUGCCCUCUCUGAGCCUCAGUUUCCUCAUCUCUUAUGGGGAUAAUAGCUACCUCGUGGAUCACAGUAAGAGAACAGCAGUAAAAGGGUUUUGUAAUCUUCAAGUGGUGUUCAGCUGUUGGGAUUUUGCAUGGGACACUUCAUACUCACCCUCAGCAGCUCUCUGCCUCAACAGCUCUUCUGCUAAAAUCUCAGGUCAUUAUUACCCAACCACUGUUACCCUGGCCUGCUCUGGACCAUCAUGGUGGCAGAUUACAUGGACUGCAGAGGCCCAGCUACAUGGAAAAGACCAGCUGCCGUGAUGCAGUCUCGAAGCCAGAAAUGUGACUGGGAUACCUCCAGCGCUCAGUGCCUUGGUGACUUGGGGGAGCAACUGAGGAGAAGAGGGUGCAUCAGAAUGUAGAUAUAGGACGUAUGAACUCCAUUAGCCUUGCCUUUCCCACCUAUGAGGUGGGCAGAAAUGCUUACCUGCCAGCCCCUCUCAAGACAGGUAGACAACUGAGCCCCAGCAUCACCUAACUGUAGUAUCCAGUACAAUACCUGGCCAGUAGCAGCCUUCAAUAAAUCUGUGCUAAACAGGUUA
This is a messenger RNA of Marmota flaviventris (yellow-bellied marmot), 1117 nucleotides long. It is a transcript of the gene Tmem234, whose product is annotated as transmembrane protein 234. NCBI's taxonomy places the organism in Eukaryota, Metazoa, Chordata, Mammalia, Rodentia, Sciuridae. The record is from RefSeq and is a predicted model, not a curated record.